Messenger RNA from Hippocampus zosterae (dwarf seahorse), 12357 nucleotides. It is a transcript of the gene mical3a, whose product is annotated as microtubule associated monooxygenase, calponin and LIM domain containing 3a. The record is from RefSeq and is a predicted model, not a curated record. Gene Ontology annotation, molecular function: FAD binding; protein binding. The coding region runs from base 500 to 8125 and encodes 2541 amino acids. The transcript is spliced from 48 exons. Lineage: Eukaryota; Metazoa; Chordata; Actinopteri; Syngnathiformes; Syngnathidae.
UUUUAGAUUCUGUCUUUCGCCUUUCAAAUGCCAAGGGAAGAAUGUGAGCGUUCCUUGUAUUUUGAUGAAAUUGCAACCUCAAAUUUUCAUCACAAUUUAGUCGAGUAUCACUCAAUAGUUUGUUGAUGUGUUGUUAUUUAUAUCCUUAAUCCGUCACCCCUGCCUGCCACUCUGAUGGUUUGGCCCGAUUUCCCUCCGUUUCAAGUUGUGGCUGCUCCUCUGCGACUGUGGUUGCGUCUCCUGGCCUCCACCGACCUUAUCCACUCACUUUGGCGUUCUGAGAGGGAAUCUGGACUAACGGCCGAACAUGGCCUCUUUGUCUCUACGAACGAUUGGAUUAUAAAUACACAAGUGUUGCAGAAUGAGAACGCCCGAGGGAGGCAGUUAGAACCUUCCACUUGAGAGAGAAGCUGACAUCAUACGGGGCUGUGGUUGGACCCAGAGACCCCUUUUUAUGGGGGGGUGAAGGGCCCUAUCAGCCUUGUGUGAAGUCUGAACCAUGGGGGAUGGAGGCAUCAGUGCAACGGGAGGAGAAGGUGUCAACCAGUCCCACGUCCUGUUCGACAAAUUUGUCCAGGCAACCACAUGCAAGGGCACACUCAAGGCCUUCCAGGAGCUGUGUGACCACCUGGAUGUCAAGCCCACAGAGUACAGGGUCUUUUACCACCGGCUCAAAUCCAAACUCAACUACUGGAGGGCCAAAGCACUUUGGGCCAAGUUAGACAAGAGGGCCAGCCAGAAGGAGUAUAAGAAGGGCCGUGCCUGUACCAACUCAAAGUGUCUGAUCAUUGGUGCUGGACCAUGUGGCUUACGAACAGCCAUCGAGCUCGCCUUCCUGGGUGCCAAAGUGGUGCUGUUGGAGAAGAGAGAUGCCUUCUCCAGGAACAAUGUGCUCCACCUUUGGCCCUUCACCAUUCAGGACCUCAGGGGGCUUGGUGCUAAGAAGUUUUAUGGAAAGUUCUGUGCUGGUGCAAUUGAUCAUAUCAGUAUUCGUCAACUUCAGCUCAUGCUGCUUAAAGUGGCUCUCCUCCUGGGCAUUGAAAUCCAUGUCAAUGCAGAGUUCAAGGGGCUUAUUGAACCUCCCGAGGAUCAGGAGAGUGAAAGGAUAGGCUGGAGGGCUGAUGUCCACCCCAGGACACAUCCCGUCAACGAGUUGGAGUUUGAUGUGAUCAUUGGAGCGGAUGGAAGGAGAAACACACUGCCAGGUUUUCGGCGGAAGGAGUUCCGUGGCAAACUUGCAAUCGCCAUCACGGCAAAUUUCAUUAACAUGAACACGACAGCAGAGGCUAAGGUUGAAGAAAUCAGCGGAGUGGCCUUCAUUUUCAAUCAGAAGUUCUUUCAAGACCUCCGAGAAGCAACAGGUAUUGACCUGGAAAACAUUGUCUACUACAAGGAUGACACACACUACUUUGUGAUGACUGCCAAAAAACAAAGCCUGCUGGAGAAAGGAGUCAUUCUCCAUGACUAUGCGGACACAGAGCUGCUGCUUUCCAGAGCAAAUGUGGAUCAGGUUGCCCUCUUGUCUUAUGCCCGUGAGGCGGCCGAUUUCUCGACGAACCACCAGCUUCCCACUCUUGAUUUUGCAAUCAACCACUACGGCCAACCUGAUGUCGCCAUGUUUGACUUCACCUGCAUGUAUGCAUCAGAGAGUGCCGCCAUGGUGCGCCAGCGUAAUGGCCACAAACUGCUGGUGGCAUUAGUGGGAGACAGCCUGUUAGAGCCCUUUUGGCCCAUGGGUACUGGCAUUGCCCGAGGUUUCCUGGCAGCCAUGGACUCGGGCUGGAUGGUGAAGAGCUGGGCUCAGGGAAAACAGCCAUUGGAAGUGCUGUCUGAGAGGGAGAGUAUUUAUCGUCUCCUGCCCCAGACCACGCCAGAAAAUGUUAGUAAAAACUUCAGUCACUACAGUGUGGAUCCCACUACACGUUACCCCAACAUUAGCCUUAACUUCCUCAAACCCAGCCAGGUGAGGCACCUCAUAGACACAGGGGAACCGAGAGAGAUUCGUAUUGAAAUAGAGAAUGUGAUCAACUCAUCAACACCAAAGUUGACCAGGAAUGAAUCUGUAGCUCGAUCCAGUAAACUUCUCAAUUGGUGCCAAAGACAAACGGAAGGAUACCGAAAUGUUUGUGUCAAAGACCUCACCAUGUCAUGGAAGAGCGGUCUUGCCUUGUGUGCGCUCAUCCACCGUUACAGGCCAGAUCUCAUUGACUUUGACACUCUGGAUGAGCGAGAUCAGGAAAAGAACAACCAGUUGGGUUUUGAUGUGGCCGAGCGGGAAUUUGGCAUCUCACCCUGCAUGACUGGCAAGGAAAUGUCUUGUGUGGUGGAGCCUGACAAACUUUCAAUGGUCAUGUACCUCAGCCAGUUCUAUGAGAUGUUUAAAGACACAGUGCCACCUGGAGAUAAUCAAAAUCUGAGUCCAGAGGAUAAGGCUGCUCUCAUGGCAAGCACCAAAUCGCCCAUCUCCUUCCUUAGCAAACUUGGGCAGAGCAUAGCAAUUUCAAGGAAACGUAACCCCAAGGACAAAAAAGAGAAGGUUGUUGACAGUUUGGGGAAGAGGAGAAAAACCAGCCAGUCUGAAGAUGAGGAAGCAUCCAAGGCCGCCCUGGAGGACAGACAGGCCACUGUCCCUACUCUGCUGUCAGAAAAGAAGAUGGACUCUGCUGCUGUCGGGAACAACAAUAAAGUCAAGGUUAUGGCUACCCAGCUGCUUGCCAAGUUUGAAGAAAAUGCUCCUGCCCAGGGUUCAGGACUGAAAAGACAGGGGGACUCUCUGCCCAAUCUGGACUGUAUUUUGCACCCAUCCCCGCCCAAACCCCUCGAGCCAGUGUGCCUAGCACCUGCGCCAGCUUGGAGAAAGAGACGCACACAACAGCAGGAGCAGCUGAGCAUUCGCUACAAAGAAAAGAUCAAGUGUCAGACGAUGCCCAACAGCGGGGAGCAGGCCAGAAGUGCUGUCGACCAAACAGCCAGUUCAAGCUCUCGGAGCUGCCCAAAGAAAACCAUUCUGCUCCUUUCUUCCUCCUCCUCCACUUCUUCGCUCUCUCAACGCACUGAGCAUUUGGUCGUCACUUCGGACGAAGAGGCACUUGAAUACUACGAGAAGCCUGUGAAUUACGGGGAGUGGAAGCCUUUGCACAUAAAAGAUCCAGGACCUCUCCGUGUACCUGGUAUACAGGAGAGGGCAGACUGCCUUAUCUCCAAAUUUAAGGGAAAAAAUGUCACGCCUCCAAAGCCUAAGAAAAAGCCGUCCCGUUUCUUUUUAGAGCGGUGGUAUUUGUCCCGUGGCAUCACUGAGCAUCCAAGCUCGUCUUGCUCCUCUUCUGAAUCUAGUAGAAAGAAUCCAGCACAGUCUUUGUGUUCGGCUGUCCCAAUGCCCUUAUAUGUGCUUAGUAUUCAGGAGAGGGCCGAGCAACUGGCUUCUCAGUUGGAUGGUAAAUCAACUGGACAGAAGCCUAAGAAAAAACCAUCAAGUUUUUUCAUGGCACAAUGGCACCUGGCCCAGACCCAAAGUGCCUCUGAUCCGUCGCUCUCAUCUGACACAUUCAGACAGCGCUAUGUAAGGAUGUACACUGGGGGAGUUAGCUCAUUGGCUGAGCACAUAGCCAAUCAACUUCAAUCGCAGGAAGAGCCCAAACAAUUACCUGAGAAAAGAGAUUUGGGCUCCCUCAGAAAAGAAUUCCCUGUCAAUAUUGGAGGCAGCGAUGUUUGUUUUUUCUGUCGGAAACGAGUAUAUGUGAUGGAGAGACUGAGCGCCGAAGGGAAAUUCUUCCACCGCAGUUGCUUCAAGUGUGACUACUGUGGCACCACUCUCCGACUGUCCUCCUAUGCCUUUGACGUGGAGGACGGUAAAUUUUACUGCAAGCCGCACUACUGUUAUCGUCUGUCUGGAUAUGCUCAAAGAAAGAGACCUGCACCUUCUCCUUCCCCAGCUCCAACCACAUAUAGGGAGAACUUGGAGGCCCCUAAUCCUGUGACAAUGUUGGAUGCCCCUGGAAGGGCGAUGGUGGUGGCAGGCCCCUCAGCCGAUAUCCGGCCUUCAGACGCCAAUGGCCUACAGGAGGCAAGCCUCGCAAAGCGCCUUCGUGGAACACCAGAGCGAAUUGAGUUGGAGAACUACCGACUGUCCCUGCAAAGGGAGGAGGAGCUGGAAGAGGUGCCAGAGGAGACGCUGGCAGAGCAUAAUCUCAGCAGCGUCCUGGAUAAAGCUACAGACAUUGACCUGGGCUCCAGUAGCUCCGACUCGGACAUGGAAGACGAUGACGAACAAGAUGAGCAGGAUGAGGUGGAAGUUGAGUUUGAGGAGGAGCAGCAACUUCACAGUCCCUCAGACCUCGGAGGCGUCACUUGGAAGGAGGCAGUACUGCUCCACGCCCAACUGAGAGGUGACCACUGCGAUGUCGAGGAUGAGGCUCUCGCUGAACUAGACGAUGAAGAUGAAGAGUCAAGUGAAGAGGGGGAUUACUGCCCCUGGGACAGGGAGCUCCAAUCAGGCCUUUGGCUGGACAAGUACCUCACAGACGAAGAUGAUAUUUGUACUUUUAAAGCCAAGAACCUACAAAUACAACAAAUCCUGCAGCCUUUGGAUCCUCUUGCGAUUCCAGGUGUGUCAGGAACACACGAAGACUCUGAGACAGAUGGGGGUGGCCAACUGGCUUCAACCUUCCAGCCCAUUGAGCUCACACAGCCCUCCUCUACAGCCCCAGCCCACACAUCUGCCCGGCACGAAGCAGUGCGAGUCUGGUUGGAUUCAAUGUCUGGAGAACUUUGUGAUCUGGAAGCAGAAAGUCCCGAUAUGGAACUUGGUACAGAAAUCGACCAAGAUGACAUCCCUUCUGAUGCUGAAGCUGAGGCACGAUUGCCCCCACCAUUGCACAGUGAAGCUUUUCCUGAGGAAGACAAGACAUCUGAAAGUGUGGGAUCGGCUCCAGAUAUUGGACCAUCCAGCACUGAACCUUUACUGAAAGAAGAUGAUGCCAUCCAUUCGCCAAUAUUGCCUGUAAUCGAACCUGAAAGACAGUUCAUAGAGAGCUCUUUUGAUUCUAAGGUGAAGUCACCAGACAUCUGCUUUUCCCCAAAACCUUUGGCUUUUGAGGAAGUAAAAGUUGAGCGGACAACACCCUCACCAACUUCCAAGAGCUCUUCGCCUGUUAUCAACCCUUCACCUGUUGCUUCUCCAGCUGCUUCUUCUGUGAAAGAUCCCUUCUCCCCUCCCGUGUCACCUUCCAACUCCACGACCAGCUCCCCCGUUAAUCCAGCAGUCGAGGUCCCUGGCAGAUCCCCUGUGAAGUCACAAAAUGCCUCACCAAUCUGUUCCCAGCCGACACCACAACCUGAAACAUGCCCACCCAAGUCGCUGGUGUCCCCUCACAAGUCUACUUGCCCUCUCACAGGCAACCCACUUUCCCCAAUAUGUGCACAGCCUUUGCCUUGCCAUGAAACUUCAUCACCUGUGGCCUCUGACUCUCCUGUCAGAACGCAGCCUAUUCCAAAUGUCACAUCAACACCGAUGACCAGAACUGACAGAGCUACUCCAGAUUAUGAGGAUUCCUUAUUAGCUGAAUCUCUGUCAAGAAAGACUGAUAUUAUUGAGGAAUUUUGGUUAAAGAGUGCUGAGAUUCGAAAGAGUCUCGGUCUUUCUCCUUUAGACCGCAGUAGUAAAAUCUUGGACGGUAGUGUUGUUCAAAGUCCAACACAAGACUCCACUCCUGCCCAAAAACAGGCUCAGGAUGUAUCAGAGGACCAGAAACCUGCUUUUACUGGACGCACUGUGAUUCGCAGACUCAACAUCACUCUUGAAGGUCAAGUCAUUACAUCCGUUGCUCCUGUGGAGGGUAAAAGUAAUUGCCCUGACACAAAAGAAUUUAGCAGCAGCUCAGGUCUGGGCGUGAAUGGUAGUAUGGCAACAAGCCAAACGGCGAACAGUGACAGCUACACCACCUCUGACUCCAUCAUGCUCACCCCACCCUCCAGUCCACCACCACCUGUGCCUAAUAAUCAAUCCCCUGCCGUUCUCAGGCAGCAAAAACACCAGGUUUCCUGGAGUAAUGGGACGGGAAAACCUCCAUGCGAGCUUGCCAAAGAACCACCAAAACCAAACACUCCUGUUCCUGCACAGAGAACCCAAAUUAGUCCUGUAUCCGCACCCAAACCUGCAACCAGAAAAGUGUUGUCGCCAUCAGCGGAUCUUGUGGAAACAUCAGUAGUUAUCAUGAGGGAGAAGAAGCCGCCUCGGUCCGAGGAGCUGAGGAAGUCUUUUGUGGAGACGGUGGAAGAAAUUCCAUUUGCUGAUGAUGUGGAGGAAAACCUUGAUGAACGAACGCCCGAGACGAGCAUUCAUAAGUUUUACACUCCAGCUACCAGCAAGGCUAGAGCUGACAGACCUCCCUUCCACCUGGCUUUAGCAAUGGAAAACGGCAAACCCAUUAUUCCUCUCAACCCAGUUUCUAAGACACAGAGAGCCACUCAGUUCUCCCCAGAGGCCAAAGAAAUAGCUGAGGAGAGGAUAAGGGCAAGAGAAAAGUCCAUUAAGAGUCAGGCUCUUAAGGAAGCAAUGGCCAAGCAGCUAAAUAAAAUGAAAGAAUCCAAUUUGGAAGAGGUCACCUCACCUAAGGUGGCCUGGAGUGUAACCCCGGACGUGUGUGGGAAAAGUAAAAUGUCUGCGGUAUCUCCAAAGACAUCUGCUGUUAAAGCUCUGGAAUCAAAGAAAACAGAGACUGUGCCCGAGCGGCUUUUCAGCAGCAACAGGAGUCUGGACAGCUCCGUGGUGUCCUCCGACAGCUCAUCCACAAGUAAGAGCAAGAAACGAAGUUCUCUCUUCUCGCCACGCAAAAACAAAAAAGAGAAGAAGGCAAAGAAUGAUGGUAGCCGGCUCUCGGGUGCCGAAGAGACACCACCCAAACCCAAGUCUUUGUGGAAGGCUGUCUUCUCAGGAUACAAAAAGGACAAAAAGAAGAAAGAUGACAAGUCAUGUCCCAGUACACCAUCGUCCAACUCUACCACUCAGGAUUCUGGGAAAAAGAGAGCAUCCCCUGUUGGAAAGUCAGCAGAUGCGAAGUCGCGCAGAAACUUGAGCUUUUCUGAGGAUUCGGAUCUGUCAUGUGACGACGUACUGGAGAGAUUGUCCCAGAAGUCAAAGGCAGAUCGACACACGGACAUCUUUGAUCUAGUAUCAGGAAUGCACAAGGAAGCAAUGAAGGAGGAGAAAUUGGACAAGGAGUCGAGGAGGGAGUUAAUAGAAAGAAAAAGGGUGAAAGAGAGGUUCAAAGACAGAGAAAAGGCAGUUGAUCGCAAAAUGGAAAAAGACAAUGAGUCUGUUUAUGUCCCUCAUGCACUGGCGUUCAAGAGAUCAUAUGCCUCAAAGAAAACCUACACAGAAGAGGAGCUCAAUGCCAAAUUGACGCGUAGAGUCCAGAAGGCUGCUCGACGACAAGCUAAGCAGGAAGAACUCAAGAGGUUACACCGGGCCCAGAUUAUCCAGAGGCAACUAGAGCAGGUGGAGGAAAAGCAGAGACAACUCGAGGAGAGAGGCGUAGCUGUGGAAAAGGCAUUGCGAGGGGAAGCAGGAAUGUACAAAGGUACUUAUACAUUACCCAAACAGCACAAAAGAAGAUCAGACUAUUGGGGAGAUUCUAAUUACAGUGAAAUCCUGGACUUACAUCUGGGCGUCCCUCGCUCCCUUUCCCCCUGUCUUGUGGAAGUUGAGCCCUUUGUGGGGAUGCACCGUCGGAGAACUCUCCCCUUCUGCCUCUGCUGUUCCCCUGAAGGUAUGGGAAAGAAGGAUGAUCCCAAACUGAUGCAAGAGUGGUUCAAGCUCGUGCAGGAGAAGAAUGCCCUCGUCCGCUAUGAAUCUGAACUCAUGAUAUUCGCCAGAGAAUUGGAGCUCGAGGACCGUCAGAGUCGACUGCAGCAGGAACUAAGGGAGCGAAUGGCUGUGGAAGACCACCUCAAGACUGAGAAAGAGCUUGCACAGGAAAAGCAGAUAUUAAAUGAGAUGCUAGAUGUGGUGGAGCAACGUGAUGCCCUGGUAGCACUACUGGAGGAGCAGAGGCUUCGAGAGAAAGAGGAAGACAAGGACCUUGAGGGUGUAAUGCUCUCUAAAGGCUUCAACCUUAAUUGGGUUUAACAAGAGUGAACUAAUUACUCCAAGUUGAAAUAAGCCUGAGGGUCUGAGCAUUUUUUGAUCAGUGUCGUGCAGCAAACAUGGGGAAAAAAGGCAGUUCCAUCUGAGUCUGUCACACCUGCAGCAGUGAAUGUGUAAAGAUUCCCAACGAACACACAUACGUGCACACUUGGCUGCUAUUAAGAUUGGUGGAAGCAGCACAGCGUUUACACAUCCUCAGCCCACAGGCAGUUCUAGUUAAUCACUUUUCAGGUUUGUACUGUCACUUUGGGUAGACAUUUGCAAUUUAUCAUUGCAGCCUUGAUGUGCUGGCACCUUUGGAAGCAUGUUUAAAGACUUGUUCAAUCCAGAAAAAUCGAAAGGGAAUAUUGCAAUCUGGCCCUGCUGAUGUAAAGGAAGUGUAAAAAAAAGUGUUCUGUAAAUACGUUGUGUAGAUGCAGUAACAUAUUACUGUAGAUAAAGAUCGUCCUCCUGUCUUUAGCAAGAACACAAAAGGAAGGCUUCCAAAGUUGCCUUCCUCCCCACUGACACACUGACUUCUUCCAAAGGAGCCACAGAUGUUUCUCUCCUUUUGACAUUGUGUUUUGUGGGUCCACACUAAAAACCAAGUAUGGUCUCUAAUAUACUUUUAAACAUUUUGGUGCAAGAGAUUUAGUGUAUUAGUUGUUGACUGAAAACUAAUAUCAAAACUUUAUUGAGUGUCCGUAUGCAUGUGCUCACACACAGACUGAUCCCCGGCAGGAGAGCAUCAUUCGACUGCCGGGCAACAAAUAUGCUGGGAAGCUGCUCGGUGUUCACAUUCCAUCUGUAGAAAGCCUUCAACAAACGGUGACAUAUACAAUGAGAGAACCCAUCGUAACGGCUCACUUGGGAGGGAAUGCAAUGGCAUCGAUGGUAAACUGUGGGCAAAACAGUGUGCCUUUAAGCCUCUGGGACUCACCCACAGCUAAGAAAACUUGGGCUUGAAAGCCCUGAAAAAAAGUUCCCACAAAUUCCAUUCUAAGCCACGUUCUGGGCAAACUGGACCGCAGUCUGGAACAUAGUGUAAACCUAGCCUAAUCGGUGAAAACUGCAGUCAUGAUGAGUAUUUUUUAUUUUGUUUCUGACUGGAAGGACACACAAUACUGACAUAAGACCAUUUGUCGCUUUAUUUGGUACACAAUAGAAGAGCAUACUAAUUCACCAUCCUCUUGCAAAUUUUUUUCUGUUUGCUGUUUAUUGUCCCUAAAAAGCAAAAUGAGUUUGGUUCAUUCAAGCUACUCUGAUGAGGGUGGGGCAGUUGAAGCUGGAGCGAACUCAAAAACAAGGGAGUCCAUGCAGCCCGAGUCAGCUGUUGACAGUCAACAGGACUACAGGGAAUUUGGCCCUGGUCCACCACAUCUGUCCAAGGUUGUUCCAAGAGUCUUAUUUAUUUUACGGCCCUCGGAUCUGAUCAAUUUUUUAAAAUUAUUUAAAUGAUUGUGUCAUACUAAAGGGCCCAAUCGAUGCUGUAUGCCAUAGGAUAAAAAUGUAAUUACAUGCCAAGGUUGCAAGACAUAUAUACAUACAUAGGGCUGUGCGACAUCAUUAUAUCGAUAUGAACAUUCAAGAUAUUAACAUUGAAAUUAGGAUGCUAUCAGUCAUGUGAAUUGACCAUUUGUGUUGCAUGUAAAAUUCAGUCUGAGCAACCGCAUACCUCAUUCAAAUUUAGCCUUGAUCGGCUGCUAAAGGCAGCGUGACAAUCAUCUUGGUCAGGGGAGGGAGACACGCACCUGCUGGCAGUCAGCGCACACACACACACGCGCACACACACACACACACACACACACACAAGCACACAUGAAAAAAUCCACCUACCUGUUAGCGACAGUUGCCAGAUAGAUGUUUGCAUUCAAACUACAGUCUAUACUAGGGGUCGGCAACCCAAAAUGUUGAAAGAGCCAAAUUGGACCAAAAUAAACAAAAAACAAAUAUGUUUGGAGCCACAAAUAAUAAAAAGCCUUAUAAUGACGGCAACACAUGAUGUAUGUAUGUAUGUAUGUAUAUGAGCUAUUUUAGCCUGCUAUCAACAUGACUAAGUUGGCCACGAUUACAAGUUUUUUUUUUCCCUGCAGUUCAUCCUGUAGAGGAGGGGUGCCCAAACAUUUUUGACGGAAUAUCUACUUUUCGAACAACCAACCUCCCGCGAUCGACACGUUGCCGCACGCCUCACCCAUACGCACACAGUUACACAUGCAUGCCGUAAUGAGCAACAGCUAUAACGACCGCUAAGAUGAACAAGGUACGGGACGCACUGUUGCAGCGUGCUAACUAUCGUAGCUCACGUGUACCGUUUAAAAUUUUUUCUCUUGGCCUCCCAGAUUCCCAUUCUUAGCAAGUACAAUCGGUGAAUUGUACAUGAAAUGCUGCGUUUUUGUUUUUUUAAACAAAUAGAAGCGUGUGUCGCAGGCUAUGAUGCAAAUAUUCCUCUGACAGAAACCAUAUUAAAACAAAAAAAAUAUAUUUCCCUCCUAUCGUUUUCCAUUUUCAUACAUUUUUAAAAAAGCUCUACGGAGCCACUGAGGGCGCUAAAGAGCCGCAUGCGGCUCGAGAGCCGCGUGUUGCCGACCCCCGGUUUAUACCGUGUACACAUACUGUGUUUUACAACAUGCCCUGAUCAUAUUUAUAUUUCAUAUGUAGUACUGUCAUGGAUAAAAUAGCAAAGCUUGUGCUGUGCUGGUACAAAUGUAUGAGUAUUGCGUGCUUAGCCAGUCCAUUAAAUUGGGUGGGAGUGGGACAGUGUAUUGCCUUUCCGAAUAUCCACACUUUCCUCAUGAUUAACGUUCAUGCUCUAUUUCUGCACAUCUUCAUUGGCUGCCACAAUCUAUGGUUUAAAAAACAAAACAAAAAAAGUAAUCCCAAUAAAAUGUAAUAUCAUAUGGGGAGCCUUCAACACGUAGUUGAGGUUGGCACAUUCACAUCGCUGGUAGUCCACACUUAACAUCGGGUGAGUGUGAGACGUUCACCUGUACUUUUCUUGUCCCAAGGUAACUUGGAACAUGUUCAAAAUUGCAAAAGAAAAAACACCAAAACUGUUGGCGAACGUUUUGGUGUCUAAUUUGUGACCUUGGACAAACCCUGAUGUGAACGUGCAUUUUGAUUUUGCAUUUUGAAGUGUUUGCAGCUCUGUGGGGUAGGGCCUUAAUGUAACAAGGAAACCAUUUGGUUAUUCAUUACUAAGUAUAUGUAUAAAGUAAAAACAUAGUUUAUCUGAAUACACUAUUAUUCUACAGGAUUUUCAGUCGGACACUCAAAUGCUCCUCAACCUCCAUUUUAUAUUUUGGGUAUUGUUUAAUAAAACCCUUGUCCCUGGGAUUAUCCUACAAAAACUAUUGCUCCUCAAAUUUAGGAAGUUGCGCCUCAAAUGAUUUGCAAAAUAUUCUCUCUAGUGGCACUGUAGUAAAACUGUUUUUCUCCCACGGUCCAAAGUGAUUUUACAAGUAAUCAGUCCAGGCUGUCCAGCCAGCUGGGACACGCUUUCGUUUCGCCAGUGACCUUGAAAAAUUUAAGAACUGCAUACAGAAUAAAUUAAGGGAUGAUUUCAGGGAUGUUAUGUUGUUUUACCUUUAAAUUUAUUCAUACAUACUUUAUAAAUUGUCACAGGAAAACACAUAAGCCUUUGAUGUGGUCAACGGCAAACGUCCAAAUUCUUGAUAUGAAAUUUACUGUAUAUCACAAUGUUAGCUAAUGUUUACAAAUACUCGUCCAUAUCAUGUCUUGCAUUUUCUGUCUCCUAAUAUAACCGUACAAGUGAGGAGAUUCACACACUAAAGCAAGUGGCAGUGUUCAAACAUACAGAUGCCUUUUUUUCCAUUGUGUAGCCUAGGUUUGUGUUUCAGUGGAUGUUUUAUUUAUUUUUUGGGGGGUGGGGGGUUGUACAAAAACAUUUAUAUAUUUUGUUUGAGGUUCUGGAGUGUUGCAAAUUGGAUCAGUGACAGCUUUUGGUCAUUGGUUUACUGCGCAUAGCGUACAUGUUAUAUCUAUGUACUAUGAGUUGAGAGAGUUACACAAUUCUUCGUGUAUAGAUUGUCAGUGUGAUAAGUGACAUGAUUGUACUGAUAUUUAUUAAUGUGUGAAAACUGUAUUAUAUGUAAAGACUAAGAUUGCAGAUUUUUAAACUUCUGUUGACACGACUUGUGUAAAUGCUUUAUGUAGCUGACUCUGUAUUGGAUGUAUGCUGCAAACAGCAAUAAAACAAUGAUUUCUUUUUCACGAAA